AUGCCGAUUCAAGGAGGAGAAUUGAAUUACAACAAAAACGACAAGAAGCCAUCUGAUGAUCCCAAGAGCCUAGCUGACAAGGCCAAGGAAGCCGUUGAAAACAAAGCCAAGUCCACCACUGGCACUACUGAUGCUACUAACAAAUCAACUACUGAUGCGACCAAAUCAACCACUACUGCUGGUGAUGCUACUAAAUCAACCACUGCUGCUAGUGAUGCUACUAAGUCUACCAUUGGCGAUGCCGCUAAAUCAACUACUACUGCUGCUGGUGAUGCUGCUAAGUCUACUAUUGGCGAUGCGGCUAAAUCCAGUGCCACUGGCACGGCUAAGUCGGCUGUUACUGAUGCGGCUAAAAGUGCUACAACCACCGGCGCCGGUGCUAAUGCUAGUGCCAAUGCGGCCAAAGCUGGUCCCAAGCCUGCCACUGGUGCUACCGGUGCUGCUGGCACUACUGCAUCUGAUGCUAAGUCAGCAGCCACUAAAGGCCCUGCGGAUAGCAAACCCACUACACAGCCGGGUGCCCCUAACAAGGAGACCGGUGCUGCCCCGGGCGCUGCCCCUAAACCAGGGAAUCUUCCCAACCCCCCUAAGCCCCAGGAGGAUAAGCCCCUGCCGCCCAAAACUACAGCUAACCCACCGGCUGGAAAUGUCCCAUCUAGCAAAAUAACCAACAAUAGUGAUGAGUCCAAGCCUACCAGGCCGCCCAUCACUUCAGCGGCUCCUAAGCCAACUCAAGAGCCCGUUAACAAGCCACAAGGGCCAUCAGCUGGUCAAGCUACAUCCGGCGCAUCAAAUGCUGCCGCUGAAGAAAGUGAGCCUAAUAUUAUCGUUCGGUUCUUCCGCUCAAUCAAAAACGCCAUCACGCAGUUCUGCUGCCAAACAGAAGAUUCGGUUAGACACAUCGCUUAA
Messenger RNA from Nematocida homosporus, 909 nucleotides. RefSeq lists its product as uncharacterized. The record is from RefSeq and is a predicted model, not a curated record. The coding region runs from base 1 to 909 and encodes 302 amino acids. NCBI's taxonomy places the organism in Eukaryota, Fungi, Microsporidia. The transcript has a single exon.